Echinops telfairi (small Madagascar hedgehog) is the source of this 2369-nucleotide messenger RNA. RefSeq names its product histamine receptor H1 (gene HRH1). Gene Ontology annotation, cellular component: membrane; dendrite. The record is from RefSeq and is a predicted model, not a curated record. The coding region runs from base 90 to 1550 and encodes 486 amino acids. Lineage: Eukaryota; Metazoa; Chordata; Mammalia; Afrosoricida; Tenrecidae. The transcript is spliced from 2 exons. Gene Ontology annotation, biological process: regulation of vascular permeability; positive regulation of vasoconstriction; G protein-coupled receptor signaling pathway, coupled to cyclic nucleotide second messenger. Gene Ontology annotation, molecular function: histamine receptor activity; G protein-coupled serotonin receptor activity; neurotransmitter receptor activity.
CCAUGUGGAGGCUGGUGCAGGGCCCAGGCAGGGUUGGGGGACACAAUAUGUAAGGGAGUGAGCUGGAUCCAGAGGCCGCUAUUGUGUUGAUGACCUUUGCCAAUUCCUCCUGCAUCGUAAGAGAGAAGAUGUGUCCGGGGAACAAGACUACCAUGGCCACCCCCCAACUGAUGCCCCUGGUGGUGGUCCUGAGCACCAUCUCCUUGGUCACAGUGGGCCUCAACUUGCUGGUCUUGUACGCCGUCCGGAUUGAGCGGACGCUGCACACCGUGGGUAACCUGUACAUUGUCAGCCUCUCGGUGGCAGACUUGAUGGUGGGAGCAGUCGUCAUGCCCAUGAACAUCCUCUACCUCAUCAUGACCAAGUGGUCCCUGGGACGGCCUCUCUGCCUCUUUUGGCUCUCCAUGGACUACGUGGCCAGCACAGCAUCCAUUUUUAGUGUCUUCAUCUUGUGCAUUGACCGUUACCGCUCUGUCCAGCAGCCCCUCCGGUACCUGAGGUAUCGCACCAAGACCCGAGCGUUGGCCACCAUCGUGGGUGCCUGGUUCCUUGCCUUCCUGUGGAUUAUCCCCAUUUUAGGCUGGCAUCACUUCCGGCCAGAGGAUGCCCGGUGCCAGGAGGACAAGUGCGAGACAGACUUCUACAAUGUCACCUGGUUCAAGAUUAUGACUGCCAUCAUCAACUUCUACCUGCCCACCUUGCUCAUGCUCUGGUUCUACGCCAAGAUCUACAAAGCUGUACGGCAACAUUGUCAGCACCGGCAGUUCAGCAAUGGAUCCCUCCCAGCCUUCUUUGAAACUAGUUUAAAGCAAGAGAAUCCCAAGGUGGGUGCCAAGAAACCAGGGAAGAGGUCUUCCUUGGAGGUUCUAAAAAGGAAGCCGAAAGUUGCCAGUGAUGGACCCGUCGCAAAGCCACUAUCUCAAGAUGCAGAAGAGAGCAAAUCCCCAACUGGCUGCACCCAAGAGGAGGAUGGAGAAGUAGCCAAGGUCCUUGAGUGCUUGCCACUCAACAUGGUACAGACGCACCUAGUGGGGGAAGGGAAUGGCAGUGGUUAUGCAGCUAUUAGCCAGAGUCCGCUUGAGCUAGACGAGGAGGUCCCGAACACACACGAAGCUGGUGAGCCAUCCGAGGAUCAGACCAUGGUGGAUAGCCAGUCCUUCUCUCGGACAGACUCUGACACCCCCACUGAGCCAGCGUCUGGGAAAGGCAGAACAGGAAGUGAGUCCACCACAGGCCUGGACUAUAUCAAGCUCACAUGGAAGAGGUUUCGCUCACAUUCAAGACAGUAUGUGUCCGGGUUGCACAUGAACCGAGAAUGGAAGGCAGCCAAACAAUUGGGUUUUAUCAUGGCUGCCUUCAUCCUUUGCUGGAUCCCUUACUUCAUCUUCUUCAUGGUCGUUGCCUUCUGCGAGAAAUGCUGCAAUGAUUACGUGCACAUGUUCACCAUCUGGCUGGGUUAUGUCAACUCCACAUUGAACCCCCUGAUCUACCCUUUGUGCAAUGAGAAUUUCAAGAAGACCUUCAAGAAAAUUCUGCGCAUUCACUCCUAAAGGAGUUUUUGAGAGGUUGUAACAGAGUAGUGCUGAGGGUGUCCUGCAAGGUAACACAGGGUGAAGGCCUGUGUGUUGCCAGGUACCUGGACUUUCUGAAGUCAAAACAAUAGUCGUCGUGGCUGUGGAUUGUUUGGGAAGUUCUUAUGCACCGCCAGAAGGACCAGGAGAUGGUGAGGUCAGCAGAGAAAUUGUACUCUAAGUGGAAAGCAGAGGAUUUCCAAGGGAAUCAGAACUGGACACAACUCUCUUGCUCCUCAGGAAACUUGAGAGCUUCCGGCUGCUUGCAAUUCAAGUUCAGUUCUAAGUAGCAACUGAAGGGACAUGUUGGUAGAGUUUCACUGGAACAAUUAGCUAGAACGCUUGGACUUUCCUGGAAUGGUGUUGGAUGGCACUGUUGCACAUCAUUUGCAGAUAAAUAUUCCCUAAAAGGGGUCUCUUGAGAAACAGGACAGUUGUCCCUCUGUGGUCACCACUUCUCAAAACACCUCUCUUCUGAGCCUCUAAGUUUCUCCAGAACCAGUGUUUCCACCACCCUGGAAAUUCUGCCUUAUUAUUCUUACUCAUGCAUGUCUUAGAGUAGGAAAUCGAGUAGCUUAAACUUCCUUCUUUUUUCAAUCCUAAAGUCCUUUGUCUUUUAAAAUUGAGGUGCAGCAAGUUUAAGUAUAUUGAAAGGUCACAUAUUUAGCUAUGCGAGGGAGCUAGAAUCAAAACCCUGCCUUGUACCAUAUUUUCUCCAAAAGACAAAGAUUUGUUUUUAGAAAUACACACACACACACACACACACAAACACCUAUCCCUGAGAUGGUAGCCAUUCUU